CCUGAAUGUGAUGCUGGAGAACUUUGAACUUAUAUCCUCUUUGGGUUGCUGCUGUGGAGCAAAGAAUGUGGAGGCACCAACAAAACAGAAGGUUUCUGUUAGAGUGUCACAGGCAAGGAAUCCCAAGGUAGCAUUGUCUUCCCAGAAGAGCCACCCCUGUGAGAGUUGUGGGCUCGUCUUGGGAAACAUUUUUCACGUGCUGGUGCUACAGGGAACACAACACGGACAGAUACAAUUGAGGUGUGGAGCGUGUGAAAAACGGUUUUACUUCAGUGUAAAAUUUCAUCAGCAGCAUGUGAGAGAGAAGACUCUCAUUAGAGGGGUGGACAGGAUCUCACUUGCAAACAGCUGCAAUUUCAAUGUGUCCCAGAAUCCUUUCACCUGUGAGGAGGGUGUCUGGACCGAAUCAGGACAUCUCCACCUAAAGGCUACUCAGACCAAAAACAGUCCAAAUGCUAUUUCAACACGUGGGAUGAUGUUUCAAAGGAGAGAAAAUUGUCACGCCAGAAAAGAAUGUAAGAAAGACAUUAGUUGCACCCACAUGUUUAUUCAGGAAAAGGUUGUCUAUGUUGUAAGUCGACGUUUUGUGUGCUCUGAAUGUGGGAAAUCUUUUAGAAGUAACUCUCGCCUUCAUUAUCAUCAGAGAGUUCACACAGGAGAAAAGCCUUAUCAAUGUAGUGAAUGUGGGAAGAAUUUUACCAGUAACAGCCACCUUCGUCGUCAUCAGAGCGUUCACACUGGAGAAAAGCCUUAUCAAUGUAGUGAAUGUGGGAAGAAUUUUACCACUAACAGCCACCUUCGUCGUCAUCAGAACGUUCACACUGGAGAAAAGCCUUAUAAAUGCAGUGAAUGUGGAAACUUUUUUACCCGGAGCAGUUCCCUUCGUUGUCAUCAGAGAAUUCAUACAGGAGAAAAGCCGUAUAAAUGCAGUGAAUGUGGGAAAUCUUUUGCCCGGAGCACUGCCCUUCGUUGGCAUCAGAGAGUUCAUACAGGAGAAAAGCCUUAUAAAUGCGGUGAAUGUGGAAAGUUUUUUACCCAGAGAUAUUCCCUUCGUUGGCAUCAGAGAGUUCAUACAGGAGAAAAGCCGUAUAAAUGCAGUGAAUGUGGGAAAUCUUUUGCCCAGAGCAAUACCCUUCGUUGUCAUCAGAGACUUCAUACAGGAGAAAAGCCUUAUAAAUGCAGUGAAUGUGGAAAGUGUUUUACCCAGAGAUAUUCCCUUUGUUGGCAUCAGAGAGUUCACACUGGAGAAAGGCAUAGGAAAGAUGUGUAGGAAAUGUAGUUUCUUAGUUCGGACUUAACAAUAGUACAAGAAAAUUUGUAAAUCCUCAUUUUUCUGAAUUGUAUCUCAUACAUUUAAUCACCUAUAUUAUGUAAAGUUCCCAUAAGUGUUUUUGGUGUUGUGUUUGUGUGUUUUUAUGUUGGAACACUAUGUAAUUAUGUUGCACUUUCUAACAUACAGAGACAUGUUGCCAGACCUAUGUCACUGCAUAUUUCUGUUGCUGCAGGUAUUUCACCUGAAUCACCUAUAAGGACCCUACAGAUGGCAUCAAUCAGCAUCCUCAUGUGCCCAGGGAAGCUAACUCUGUUGUCUUAUUUGUUGAAGAAAAUGAGGAGUAC
Molecule: messenger RNA, 1617 nt
Organism: Myotis lucifugus (little brown bat)
Lineage: Eukaryota; Metazoa; Chordata; Mammalia; Chiroptera; Vespertilionidae
Product: zinc finger protein 664-like
Exons: 2
Coding region: 11-1270 (419 amino acids)
Biological process (GO): regulation of transcription by RNA polymerase II
Cellular component (GO): nucleus
Molecular function (GO): RNA polymerase II cis-regulatory region sequence-specific DNA binding; DNA-binding transcription activator activity, RNA polymerase II-specific
Source: RefSeq, a predicted model, not a curated record